GGCCAAUGAUAUAAUUGCAAGGAAUAACGUCCCCGCUAGAAUAUUAAGCCUUACCGAAUUUGCUAAGUGUUCGAGUACGCAGCAGGAGCCUGGGACCACAGAGGUUAUCAGCCUGCUUAAGUAGCUAGAAUUUAUAGAAAAUUUUCGUGCACGAUUAAUUGCCCCGAUAUUUUUGACCUUUAGAAUAAGGUGCUUACUAUUUUUUUUGGGAACAUAAAGUUUGGAUUGGUAGUAUAGUGCUUGUUAGAAUCAAAGUGGGACUUUGUUAGAAUCAAGACCUAUACUAGAUCCGGAAACUUACGGUAGGCGUAGCACUUUGGAAAGCAACUCGACCCUGAUAGAAUUUAAAGCGUUUGCGUUCUGCAUGAAACAGCGCACGUCGUUCACUUUUAAGAAUCAAAACCUGCAUGCUAGAUCCAUAAAAAAUCGAACGAUCAGAUCAAUACGAGUGUAAGAUCCUCUAGUAUCUUAAAAGCCGCAUCAGUGUUCUACUUCCCCCGAGAAAGUUCAAGAUAUUUUUCGCUCAAGGUAGUAGCUGUUCUUAAUCGAUUCGUGUUCCCGCUGACUAAGUUACAAACAUUGUCGCUGACUAUUGAUUCACAAGAAUACAGAUGCUGCAGUAAUCUUCGUAUGUGCUACAGGAGUUUCAAUUUCUACUACUAUUUGUGCUGUCUGUCCCAGCAGCAGAGCAGAGCUGAAUAUUAGAGAUUAUUACAAGCCACGAAAACGCAGACUACAUUACACAUUUAUUUUUCGCAGAAAAAGAAAAUUACGAUUUGGUGUUGCCUAGUACUAGUAGUAGGACAACUACGCCAAAAACAAGAUGAGAACGCUGACGCUCACCUCUUCCUGUGCAGACUAUAAUGGGCGCCUGCGGCAUUCCCAUUCCAUGCUGGCUUGUAUCGUUCUCCUCGUUUCGUUCCUCCUGUCUUCUUCAUUUAGCAACUCCGUCGUUUCGGGAUUGCAACUUCGAGCUGCAGGAGCUGGAGAUGGAACUUCCAAGGACGAAGAAGUGACGCGGAGGAGACGUUUGGAAAUGAUCGAUUCGGUGUCCGACGUUGAAUACGUAGUCGACGUCGUUAUACCAGAGAAGACUGGAAUCACAGUAGCGCAACUCUUAGCAGAAUUUCGAUACUAUGGGAGGACGAAGAAAGAAGUAGAAGAGGAGGAAGAGAUGGCGAAGAUGAAAAACGAUAUCGAAGUAGAAGUAAAAAGGCGUCCGGCAUAUGGCUUUUCUCCGGUCGACAAGAUACUGAACGAGGAAGAGAGGAUCCAACUCACUCUUCUUGAGCAUGAGGGGCAUCCUGAACAAGUCCUGAAGUCCGAUUCUGAGGAAGAUAUUGGUCGCUUUUUAAGACCAGAAAACUUGUUCGAUUCCGGCACAGAUAAGCAGAAAAUGGUCCUCAAAGUUGUUUUUGUUGACGGUCGACGGACAGGAUCGCUGACCUUGCGCGUAAGGAAUGAAGAGCAGUUCUGGUUAGAGUCUUACAAACGAGGCGGAUCUAAAUUUGAUGAGGAGAAUCCUUAUCGUGGUGAAUCUAUUUCAGUGCACCCUUUCUAUGACGUUGAGUGGUGGAAAGGCAUGACGUUUGACGAUCUAGAACAAGAAUUACGGCGAAAGGAUGCGGAAGCUCGCAGAGCGAACCCGGACCGCGAGUUUGGAGUUCUAGAUCAUUCUGAUAGUGUAGCACCACGAAUUUGGUCGCAAGUGUGGAAGUUUUUUUCUACUUUUUUUAGCAGAGCAGGCAGAUCUUCAUCUACCACUUCUACCUCGACC
Messenger RNA from Amoebophrya sp. A25, 1777 nucleotides. NCBI's taxonomy places the organism in Eukaryota, Dinophyceae, Syndiniales, Amoebophryaceae. The record is from the annotation of a GenBank genome assembly.